Lachnellula hyalina is the source of this 990-nucleotide messenger RNA. It is a transcript of the gene npcC, whose product is annotated as Hydroxyquinol 1,2-dioxygenase. Gene Ontology annotation, biological process: catechol-containing compound metabolic process. The coding region runs from base 1 to 990 and encodes 329 amino acids. The record is from RefSeq and is a predicted model, not a curated record. Gene Ontology annotation, molecular function: ferric iron binding; catechol 1,2-dioxygenase activity. The transcript has 3 exons. NCBI's taxonomy places the organism in Eukaryota, Fungi, Ascomycota, Leotiomycetes, Helotiales, Lachnaceae.
AUGGCCUCCUCGGAGCUGAAUAUACCUCCUAUGAAGGACCUCACAAUCGACAAUAUUACCGAAAACACCAUCCUCAUCAACUCGCAAUCCCCAGAUCAGCGUCUCACAUAUGUGAUGGAAAGACUAGUAACACAUCUCCACGACUUUGCACGCGAAACCCGAUUAAGCACUGCGGAAUGGAUGGCAGCAUUGAACUUCCUGGUAAAGGUUGGCCAGAUAUCGAGUGAUGUCCGACACGAAUUCAUCCUCCUCUCCGACAUCCUCGGCCUCUCCCUCCUCGUCGACGCAAUCGACCACCCCAAACCAGCUUCUAGCACCGAAGGCUCAGUCCUCGGCCCCUUCCACACCCACGACCCGCCCACCAUCUCCAACGGCUCCACCAUCUCCUCCGACCCAGAAGGCGAGCCGUGUCUCGUCGUUUGCACAGUCUCAGAUCAAGCAGGAAUCCCCAUUGUGGAUGUGAAGGUCGAUAUCUGGGAGACGGACUCAACUGGGCAUUACGAUGUGCAGUAUUCGGAUCUACAAAGUCCUGAUGGCAGAUGUGUCAUGAAGAGCGACGAGAACGGGGUCUUUUAUUUCAAGGCCAUUGUGCCGGUUCCAUAUCCGAUUCCACAUGAUGGGCCCGUAGGACAGCUGUUGAAAUUGUUGAAACGCCAUCCGUGGAGACCGGCGCAUAUGCAUUUUAUGUUUGAGAAGGAGGGCUGGGAUCAUUUGAUAACAGCACUCUACAUUCGCAACGACCCCUAUGAAACCUCGGAUGCCGUUUUCGGCGUUAAACAAUCCCUCGUUGUAGACUUUACUACCGUCGACGCCGCUACAGCAAAAGUAUACGGUGUUAAAGAGGGGACGAAGCUACUGAAGCAUGAUUUUGUUCUGGUUGGAAAGGAGGAGACGAUGAAAUUAAGGGAUGAGAAUGCACUUAAGGCGAUGAAAAAGUUGGGAAGGAGGGUCAAGUUGAUUGAUCAUUUGCCAGUGCCGGAUUUGGACUAG